AGAAGUCAUGAGAACCCCUACCUGCCCCUCCUGCAACCUCCAUUGCCGCACGGCGAGGAGUUUGCGAGACUAUUCCCUAACAAACUACAGUAGAAGGAGUAAGUGUGGGUGUGUCCUCAUCUUUGCUUACCUUCCCCCGAGCUGAUGAUGCUGGUGACUUUCACUCAGGCAGGUACUGUACUUUUCCAAAAGACAUACUGAAUAACGACCAAGCUAUCCUCCAAGAUGGGCAGCGUUCAAAGCUUCAGGGAGUUUUGUGACCGCUCCAAAAAUACAAAUAUCCGUUUAAGUCUUCCAGCAGUGUGCAUCGUGUGGCAAACAGCCAUGAUCAUCUUGUUUGGAGUUUUUAUCCGUUAUAACGAGGAGGCAGAUCCACACUGGAUAGACUACAAAAAAGUCCAUAAUAUAUCCAGUGACAUUGACAAUGACUUCUACUUCAGAUAUCCAAGUUUCCAGGAUGUCCAUGUGAUGAUCUUUGUAGGAUUUGGCUUUCUUAUGACUUUUCUCAAGCGCUACAGCUUCGGUGCUGUGGGUUUCAACUUCCUCAUCGCAGCUUUCGGCAUCCAAUGGGCGCUGCUCAUGCAGGGCUGGUUCCACUCCCUGGACUGGACCGAUGGAAAGAUCAAAAUAGGAAUCGAGAGCUUAAUUAAUGCAGAUUUCUGUGUGGCGGGCUGCUUAAUUGCUUAUGGAGCCGUGCUGGGUAAAGUCAGUCCAGUUCAGCUGAUGGUAUUGACUCUGUUUGGCGUCACAUUGUUUGCUGUGGAGGAAUAUAUCAUCCUCAGUGUCAUACAUGCCCGUGAUGCAGGAGGCUCCAUGGUGAUCCACACAUUCGGGGCUUAUUACGGCCUUGCCAUCUCGUGGAUGCUCUAUCGACCAAACUUAGACCAGAGCAGUCGUCUGCAGGGCUCGGUCUACCACUCAGAUGUCUUCGCUAUGAUUGGAACUAUCUUUCUGUGGAUGUUCUGGCCCAGCUUCAAUUCAGCCAUCACUGACCAUGGGGAUGGGCAGCACCGAACCGCCAUUAACACCUACCUGGCCUUGGCAGCAACAGUGCUCACCACUGUGACCAUCUCAAGCCUCUUUCAGAAGCAUGGCAAACUGGACAUGGUUCACAUCCAGAACUCCACUCUGGCUGGAGGCGUGGCAGUUGGAACUGCAGCAGAGUUCAUGCUGAUGCCUUACGGCUCUCUAAUAGUUGGCUUCUGCUGUGGUAUCAUAUCCACGCUGGGAUAUAUCUUCCUCACGCCCUUCAUGGAGAAACACCUGAAGAUCCAGGACACAUGUGGAAUCCACAACCUUCACGCCAUGCCUGGUCUUAUCGGUGGCAUUGUGGGAGCUAUUACUGCUGCAGCCGCGUCUGAGUCUGUUUAUGGUAAAGAAGGACUGAAAAACACCUUUGACUUUGAUGGUGACUUUGAAGACAUGACACCGACAAGGCAGGGGGGUCACCAGGCUGCCGGCAUCUGUGUGGCCCUCUGCUUUGGUGUAGGUGGAGGCAUCAUGGUUGGUUUUAUUUUAAGGUUACCCAUCUGGGGCGAUCCAGCUGAUGACAACUGCUUUGACGAUGAAGUCUACUGGGAGGUGCCUGAUGAUGAGGAAAGUGUUCCACCAGUACUGCAGUACAACAACCACAUGUUGAACAAAGAUGUGACGGAGUCAAAUUUCACAAUGGAGCAGAACUGACCCAGCAUCACCUGGAACAUGGAGGGUUGCAGUCCUCUGCUGCUAUCGUUGUAUUCUCCUGCUAAAAAGAUUUAAUUUGAUCAUGUUUCCCACCUUUACAAAUAUUUAUUGUCCAGCCAAAGAGUUUCUUUUUUUGAGGAUUUUUCCCCCAUAUUUGCAGAAUAAAAUGUGUGUGUGUACGAAAAUCAACAUAUAGUAUUUCCUUGAAUUGCCGCCGGGGUGCUAAUUCAUUUAAAACCUCUUCUCACUCCUGCGCUUACCAAAGGCAUGGGGUAAAAGUAAGCAUGCGCUAAUUAUUUUAAAACUUCUUCUCACUCCGGCACUUACCAAAGGUAUGCAGUAAAAAUUUGAGUGUGAUGUAAGCUUGGACCUUAAAUCCUACUGAAUAGCUCUUAAUCUUCUUCUCUUUUUGCGAUUUCAAAUUACCGGUAUUGAAAUCAGCCUCCUUCAUUUUGAAAAUGAUGACAGGGUUAGUGUCACUCCUGACGUCACAAGUUUGACCAGGCGGUAAUACUAAGCAUGCGCUAAUUAUUUUGGGAAGCGAGUUUGACCCGGCAGUAAUUCAAGGCAGGCGCAUACUAUAUGCCUUGCGGCAAUUCAAGGAAAUACGGUAGACUACUUUAUUCCUUAAGGCAGGGGUGGGCAACCCAAAACGUUGAAAGAGCCAUAUUGGAAAAACAAAUAUGUCUGAAGCCGCAAAAAAUAAAAGGUAUAUAUAAGUGUUAUAAUGAAGGCAACACAUGACGGAAGUGUCUAUAUUAGCUAUAAUAGCCUACAAUCAAAAUGACUAUGUGUCGCAGGCUGAAGCAAAUCUUUAUUGACAGAAAUGUUUAAAUUUAUUAUUAAUUCAACACAUUUUACAACAUUAGGAACCAUUAGUAAAUCAGGAGCUAGUCAGAAGGUGAGAUAACUCCCGGAAAUUACUGGCUUUUAAUGGCCAAAGGUAUAAAUGUCUGUGUCCAAGUUAAGGCUGUCUUCAUUUAUUACAUUUUUUGGCACGCUAGAUAAUGUUUGCUGUGGUCUGGAACAACAUGGCACACAAACAAAUAUCAGAAAUGCAGCCAAUAUUACAUACAGAUAAUGUGUCAUGAUAUAUGCAAAACUAAAUUGUAUACCAAGAGGAUAAAAAGUAAAUGAUAUUAAAGGUGCUCAAAUAUACCUACAGACGAGGCAAAAUGAUGCAAUAUGUAAAUACAGCUAGCCUAAAUAGCAUGUUAGCAUUGAUUUUCUUGCAGUCAUGCACUGACCAAAUACGCCUGAUUAGCACUCCAACAAGUCAAUAACAUCAACAAAGCUCACCUGUGUGCAUUCAUGCACAGUAUAAAACGUUUGGUGGACAAAAUGAGACAAAGAAGGAGUGGAGGAUUUUACAUGUAAACAAACCGUUGCAUCACAGUCCACACUAUGGCGAGUUCAAGAACUGCCAAAAUAUGUAGGACAAAACAAUGUAUAACAAAUGCUCUCAUCAGUGAAGCAUACACAAACAUAAUAUACAGUGGGCUUUCUAACCAUUGGGAAGGUUUUUUACAUGUUUGUCCUCAAACAAAAAACAUACUAAUACAAAAAAGUAUAUUUUUCCCCCAUCUUUUUACAUUUUCAAUCCUUUUUUUAAAAAUGCUGCAGGUAGCCGCGGGUUGCUGACCCCCGCCUUAAGGCAUUGAUGGAUGUAUGAUUGAUAACAUGACUAAAUAGUUUUUGUGUGCUGUCAUGAGGAGUCAAUUAGAAGAGUAAUAGGUUUGGGAAAAUAAAAAGUUUGUAAGGUA
This is a messenger RNA of Nerophis ophidion (straightnose pipefish), 3446 nucleotides long. RefSeq names its product ammonium transporter Rh type C 1. Lineage: Eukaryota; Metazoa; Chordata; Actinopteri; Syngnathiformes; Syngnathidae. The coding region runs from base 226 to 1683 and encodes 485 amino acids. Gene Ontology annotation, molecular function: ammonium channel activity. Gene Ontology annotation, cellular component: plasma membrane. The transcript has 12 exons. The record is from RefSeq and is a predicted model, not a curated record. Gene Ontology annotation, biological process: ammonium transmembrane transport; ammonium homeostasis.